AUGGAUUAAAUAAUUGAAUUAAUAUAAUGGUCAGCCUAGCCAGAUAAUCAGAUUUAAAAAUAAGUGUAUAAAAGAGCUUAGGAAUUGAGUUAAGACACAUAAUUUUUAAUUCAUUUAUGUUCUGUUAUAAUUGGAAAUUAUGAUGCAGAAAUUAGAUAUAGGGCUGCUGUGAUAUUGAAGAGUGCCGUUAAAAAUUGCACUACUUUGCCUGAAACAUUAUAGUAGAUGCUUAUUUAAGUGGAUUUAAGUAUUUAAAUAAUGCGGCAAGCAUUUGUUAUCAUUGUACCUGAAGUUGUAGUAAGAAAUGGAAUCAAAAAUAGCAAUAUAAUGAUGGAAUAUUUAAUUAAAUUGAUUGAUUCUGAUCCAGUCAUAGCAACUGAUUGUUUAUCCAAAAUAAUAGAGGAUUUAAAAUUCAAUUCUGAAAAUAUCAAUUACUAUGGAACAGAUACAGGAUUGUAAUUAAUAGAUCAAUUAAUUUUUAAAUUUAUAUCCUUGGUUGAACAUUCUAAUACCUAAGUCGUAGUAAAUUCUUUAAAUUUUUUAAAUUACAAUAUUUUCUUUAUGCCCCCUUCACUAAACCAAUAUAUUGAUUGUUACAUUAAUAUUUUGAUUACUGGCACACGAUCUUAGGAAUAGUAAAUAAGAUUAAAGUGUUUUUAAGGUAUUUAAGCUUUAAUAGAAACAAAUAGAGAUAAAAUAAAGUAGAUGAAUUUAGUUAUUAUGGCAUGUGUUUAAUCUUUAUCAGAUCCAGACAAAGAAGUUGUUCGAUUUGUUGAAUUAUGUUUAACUGACUUUUUGAGAUUUAAUGAUGCAGAAGAUUACGAAAAAACUCACUUACUCGAACCCUAUUUAUAAUAAAUAUUGCAACCUAUUAUUCUGAAUCUGGCAAUCACCAGGUCAGAUCAAAUAGCCAUAUAACCAACAUUUUCAAAUAGUUACAACUAAGGUGGCAAAAAUGAGGAUGAAGAAUAAGAUGAGGAGAAAACUCUGGGAGAAUAUUCUCUAAGAUCAGUCUCAAAUUUAUUGCUUAAAAAGUUAAUAGAAUUUUAUGAUAAAACCAUAGUUCCUAUUGUGUUACAAAUUAUUGAUCAAUUAUAAUAACAAUAAGAUUGGAAAUAAUAAGAAAUUGCUGUUAUUUGUCUUGGGUUGUUUGCAGAAAAAAUAAUGGAGAAUCAUGCUAAUCUCGUACCAAAUAUAUUAAUGUCCUUAUUUCAAGAAAAGAACCAAUAAAAUGAAUAUAUUUAUGCUUCUACAUUAUGGACCUUCUCAUAGUAUAAUGAGUGGAUUAAAACAGUAGCUAUCAAUGAGACUCAAUUUAUAUAAUCUUAUCUAAAAUUAUUAUUGAUCUCUAUUGAAAAUUAAUCUAUAAUAGUAAAGGAAUCUGCUUGCUCUGCAUUGAAUUCAUUAUCAAAAGAUGCAUUUUUUAUAUUGUAACCAUACUUAUUAGACUUAUUCUAAGUUUAUUUAAAAGCCCUAUCCUAAAAAGGAGGAGUAUUAUUGUACAUAUAUUAAUCAAUAACCACAAUACUGGCUGAAUGCGAAACUAUCGAGAAUUAGGAAUUAAUAGAUUUAAUAAUGACGAAAUUGAUUAGCAAUUUAAUAGAUUUAAAUGAUUAUAACAUAUGUCCACUUUAUGAAUGUUUGGCAGAAGCAGUUGAAAAAUUUGGAUAAAGAGCAUUAAAAUAUAUUCCAGUAAUUUAUUAAGCAAUAGUGUAAUCUAUGAAUGGUUAUGUGCAAUCAAUAUAGAAUGGAAAGACAAGACUUUUGUAUUAAUAAAAGGAAAUUCUCAAAAGAUCUUUUGAUGUGUGUAUUAAAAUAAUCAACAUCACAAAAGAAAGUUUCUUAGAAUUGUGUGAUUAGUCAUUCUUAUAAAUUGUUGAUCUCGCUAUAUAAGACACAGAAACAGAUGUGAAACAAUAUGCACUUUCUCUGAUAGGUGAAUUAAUUAAAGAUUGCUAUACAAUUUUCAAGAAUGUCAAUAUUGCUAUAGUAUUAAAUGAAUACAUCUAUGCUUAAUCUAUAAGCAUUGACCCUUCAAAGUUAUUUCUGGCUACUUCCAAUAAUGCUGCCUGGGCAUUGGGAGAAUUGGCUAUGAAAGACCCAGCAAAACUUACAGUUAUCUUUAAUGCUGUUAUGGAAAAGUUGAUAAAAAUAAUAAAUGAACCAAAAUUUCCAAAAUCCAUCGCAUAGAAUUUAUGUAUUGCAAUAUGCAGGAUUGCUGGGUCACAUAUAUAGUAAAUCGAAGAGUUCAUCCCCAGUUUUUUUAAACGAGUAUGUUUAAUCCUUAGUUAAAUAAAGAGUCAAUCUUUAGAUGAAUACAAAGAGGAAUCGUUUAAGAUCCUCAUCAAUAUAGUGAAGAUGUAUCCAGGGAGGGUGAUUAACGACAUCAAGUAUUUUGUGUAUUGUAUUGUUGCCUCUAAUGAGUUCCCCUCUAUAAAACCUCUUUUUGUUAAUAUUUUAUAAGAAUUGUAACAGUCUUUUGGAUAACAAAAAUUUGAUAGUAUGUUUAGUAGUGAUGACUUGCCUAAUGGAUUUAGGAUGAAAAUGAUCAAUAUUUAUGGUGUGUGA
Molecule: messenger RNA, 2568 nt
Organism: Paramecium tetraurelia
Lineage: Eukaryota; Ciliophora; Oligohymenophorea; Peniculida; Parameciidae
Exons: 6
Biological process (GO): protein import into nucleus
Cellular component (GO): cytoplasm; nucleus
Molecular function (GO): nuclear import signal receptor activity
Source: RefSeq, a predicted model, not a curated record